Molecule: messenger RNA, 2898 nt
Organism: Closterium sp. NIES-65
Lineage: Eukaryota; Viridiplantae; Streptophyta; Zygnematophyceae; Desmidiales; Closteriaceae
Source: the annotation of a GenBank genome assembly
AUGCCCAGCAACGUCUUGAGGGCCCAGCAGAUCUUUCAGUCGCCUCAACCCGCUCCCUUGCUGCUCACACCCCUUCUCCCUUUCCCUCUCCCCCCCUCCGCUUGCCCACAGGACGAGGACCCACCCGACCCGAGCAAUGGGGCGGGGCUGAGCACAGCAGCAGGCAUACCAGACUUCAGAGGGCCCAAGGGUGUGUGGACGCUGCAGGGGGAGGGAAAGUGGGAGGAAGCUGCGGCAGCCAUGGGGAGGAAGUACGAGGAAGCUUCCCCCACGGUGGGGCACAUGGCUGUGGCAGCGUUGGUGCGAGCUGGGAUAGUGCAGCACGUGGUGACUCAGAACGGUAAGGCUAGUCAAAUCAAAAGUCACCUCUCCUCUCCCCCCCAAUCUUCCAUCGGAGCUGCAUGGAUCAGUGUACCGGGAGAGGUGCCAGGUGAUUGGGGCCAAGUAACUGUGCCCUCUUAUGAGGUGACUUUUGAGUCGACUCAAAAGUCACCUUCGGGCCAAGUAACUGUGCCCUCUUCUUGCCUAUUCCCGUUUUGCUUCCCCUUCUGCUUACCAACCCUUUCUCCCCGUUCCUUCUCCCAACACACUGCUCCUCACCAGUGGACGGCCUUCACUCUCGAGCUGCAUGGGUUGGAGAGGUGCCUUGGAGUGUGGGGCGGGGUAUCUCUCCCUCUCACAUCCCCUCUACCCGUCCUCCCUCCCGUCCACCUCCCCUCCUCACCAGGGGACGGCCUUCAGUCGCGUAGAUGGCAUCACAUCAAGCUGCCUAUCAGAGCUGCAUGGGUGGUCAAGUGGGGUACCUUUCCCGCUCACCUCCCUCUCACUUCCCCUCUACCCAUACUCCUCCCCGUCCACCUUCCCUCCUCACCAGUGGACGGCCUUCACUCUAGAAGCUGCAUCCCAUCAAGGUGUCUCUCGGAGCUGCAUGGAUCAGUGUAUCGCGAGAGAUGCCGGGAGUUGGACGGCCUUCACUCCAGAAGCGGCAUCCCAUCAGACAGUCUAUCGGAGCUGCAUGGGUGGUGGAGUGGGGUACCUUUCCCGCUCACCUCCCUCUCACUUCCCAUCUACCCAUACUCCCUCCCGUCCACCUUCCCCCCAACAGUAGACGGCCUUCAUUCUCGGAGUGGCAUCCCCUCUCACCGGCUAUCUGAGCUGCAUGGAUCGGUGUACCGGGAGAGUUGCCGUGAGUGUGGGGCGGGGUACCCAAGAAGUUCUGCAGCAGUGCGGGCUCGAAUGUCCGCAGGAGGAGCGGGCGGUGUGAAAGAGGAAAACCGAGAGGUGCUGGUGGGUGAGGGGAGGAAGAGGCAUGAACCUGGCAAGGCGAGUUUUGAGUUGACUCAGAAGUCAGCUCAGAUGUCCACAGGAGGAGGGGGCUAUGUGAAAGAGGAGAACCAAGAGGUGCUUUUGGGCGAGCGGAGGAAGUGGCAUGAACCUGGAGCUGCGACUUUAGAAGAUUCUGAAGGAAUUCCUCGAGCUAUGGUUCGUGACUAUCAUAAAGAGGGUGAUUAUGCAAGGAUGGAGGAUGAGGAGGGUGUGAGGAGAUGGCGAGAAACGGAGGAGAAGCAGCAGAGGGAAGGAGGGGGGAAGAAUGAAGAAGUGACAAGAGUGUGUGAGGGCAGGGGAGCACAGGAAGAGGAGCAAGCAGAGGUGACGAAGGGAGGGGAGGAGAGGGAAGAAGAGGGAGGGGAGGAGAGGCAUGAGGGUGGGGCCGUGUGUGGGGGCGAGUUGGUGGAUUCGAUAGUGCACUUCGGGGAGAGGAUAGACGAUGAGGAGCUGAGGACGGCGAGAGAAGCAAGCAUGGGCGCACACGUGGCGCUCUGCCUUGGGUCCUCCUUCAAGGUCCGUCUGAGUGGUGGCGGUCCCUUCAAGAGCAUGAGAAGGCUGGCAGGGAAGGAGGUCGUGGGGGCAGCACAGGCGGAUGGUCCCACCCACCCACUCUCCGUUUCUUCCCUCAACCCACCAGGUCCCACCAGCAUAAAGCUUCCUCUCCUGGCCAUCCACAUCUGCGGCAUCAAUGUUCACCACGCCCCUUGCUUGCCCACCACGCCCCUUGCUUGCCCACCACGCCCCUUGCUUGCCCACUACGCCCCUUGCACCACGCCCCUUGCUUGCCCACCACGCCCCUUGCUUGCCCACCACGCCCCUUGCUUGCCCACCACGCCCCUUGCUUGCCCACCACGCCCCUUGCUUGCCCACCACGCCCCUUGCUUGCCCACCACGCCCCUUGCUUGCCCACCACGCCCCUUGCUUGCCCACCACGCCCCUUGCUUGCCCACCACGCCCCUUGCUUGCCCACCACGCCCCUUGCUUGCCCACCACGCCCCUUGCUUGCCCACCACGUCCCUUGCUUGCCCACCACGCCCCUUGCUUGCCCACCACGCCUUAAGACUCCCACUUCCCUUAACUUCUGAGACGUCCCAAAGAUCUCUUCCUGCCGUGCCACCAGCCAGCAAGCUUCCUCGCCUGGCAGCCCACGUCGUCAUCAUCAACCUCCAGCGCACCCCUCUCGACCGCCAUGCUUCCAUCACCAUCCGAGCUCGCAUCGACGCUGUUCUCCCCCGCCUACUGCACCUGCUGCACCUUCCCCUGCCCGCUUACAACCGACACGCUGACCCCCUCCUUUCCCUCUCCAGCACUCCUCUCCACUCCAUCACACACGCUCCUCGCCUCCCCCUCUUUUGCACUCCUCCCCCUUCUUUGUUGCUCAAGCUAAGUACGCAAGCUGCAGAGGAAAAGGGAAAAGAGGUGAAUAGUGAUUCGCCUCUGAAGGACAAUGUUCCAGGUGCUACAGGGGACAGCACCAGGCCCAUUCUCUUCUUGCACAAGGCAACGGGGACCAAGGGGAGGAGGAAGAAGCAGAAAGCUAGGACAUCAUUUCCUCGCCCGACCAUGUGA